This is a messenger RNA of Zeugodacus cucurbitae (melon fly), 9083 nucleotides long. Its product is annotated as tetratricopeptide repeat protein 28. The record is from RefSeq and is a predicted model, not a curated record. The transcript is spliced from 7 exons. Gene Ontology annotation, molecular function: protein binding. NCBI's taxonomy places the organism in Eukaryota, Metazoa, Arthropoda, Insecta, Diptera, Tephritidae. Bases 949 to 8925 code for a protein of 2658 amino acids.
AUUUAGCGACCGCUCACAACGAUCAGUUCUCUUCGGCAACGCGAGCGUGUUACAACUUCCAGCAUUCGUUAAGCGGCAAAACGCAUGCGCAAAGUCACAAUUUACCAACACAAACGCAGCGCGGCACACACACAAUGCCAACAAGUGCUAUAGGUAAGCGACGCGCAUGUGCGCGUGUGCAGUAGUAGAGAAGUUGAAAAUCUAUAUGUAAAAUGUCGGGUGAAAAAAUGCAGAAAAUUGUGUACGAGAAACGGGAAAAUUCUGAAAAUUUCUAUGGAAAAGUGUUUUAAUACAAAUGAGUUCUGUUUUUUAAAACAAACAAGCGCUUGUGAAGUGCGUGGAGCUCAAUAAAAUUGUCUGAAAAAAGCAACAAAAAUAAAUGCGACAACUACAAAAAUGCGCAAAGCUGUGAGUGUGUGUGUAAGGAAAUAAGAGAAGUGUACAAAAAUUCCAAUAGUAAACGUGUCGUCACAGCGCCCGAAGCGGCGAAGUGUGUGUAAAAACAGAAAACGAGUGCGAAAAAGUGUAUGCGAUUUUUGUUUGAAGCAAACAAGAAAUGUUUAUUGAAAAUGAGAAUAAAAUUAUUAGAAAAUUUGUAUAAAAAUGCUUUUGCAGCAUAAAAUUGUAGUAUAAAGGCAUAUUGGCCUUGCAGUGGUGUGUUGAAGCAGUGUACACACGUUUUGUGGCACACAUUCCUAUAACAAGUAAUACAAAUACACAAACAUACACAUAUAUGUAUAUAUAAAGUGUAAGUUUGAAUUCGCACGCAGUUGAAGGCGCACUUGUGGCGUGCAGUUCUAGUAUUUCACGCUAAAGCAAACAAAAAUAGUAAAAUAAAAAUGUGGCAAUAUCUUUCUGGGGUCUACAGAUAGUAUCAGCUGCUUAAAAUAUUAUAUACAAAUACAUGCAUUAUUAUUCGUCAGUUAAACUACAGUCAUAAUCACAUCAAUGACGAACUAUGAGAAUUUAUUGAAUUUGCCGCUCAAUUGCAAUGCAAAUGAAAAUAGCGGCGGUCUGGCAACACAGGAAAUUAUAAAGAUGUCGCAACGAGACUUUUCGGAGAAUGAGCCCGAAUGCACACCAGAGCUGCCGGCCGCCAACCGCGCACUAUUUCUGGAGAAGGUGCGCCAAUCGAACGCCGCCUGCCAGAGUGGCGACUUUGUCACUGCCGUCAUGCUCUAUACCGACGCGCUGCAGCUGGAUCCCGGCAACUAUAUACUCUACAGCAAUCGUUCGGCGGCACGCCUCAAGCAGGGUCAGUUCGCGCUCGCACUACAGGACGCCACAAAGGCACGCGAAUUGUGUCCGCAAUGGCCGAAGGCGUACUUUCGGCAAGGUGUCGCACUGCAGUGUCUGGGUCGUUAUGGCGAGGCGUUAGCUUCAUUUAGCGCUGGUCUGGCGCAAGAUACACAACACAAGCAGCUGCUGGCCGGCCUGAUGGAGGCGUCAGUGAAGAGUCCGCUGCGUCAUGCGCUGGAACCCACAUUUCAACAACUGCGCGCCAUGAAUCUGGAUCAGUCGCCAUUCGUGGUGAUAUCUGUGGUGGGACAGGAGCUACUACAGGCUGGUCAAUAUCAUUCGGCGGUCACGGUAUUAGAGGCAGCCUUGCGCAUUGGUUCCUGCUCGCUAAAAUUACGAGGUUCUGUUUUCAGUGCCUUAAGUUCGGCGCAUUGGGCGCUCAAUCAGUUAGAUAAAGCCAUUGGUUAUAUGCAGCAGGACUUGGCGGUGGCAAAAAGUCUUGGCGAUACUGCAGGAGAGUGUCGCGCACAUGGUAAUCUCGGCUCGGCUUACUUUAGUCAAGGUUCAUAUAAGGAAGCGCUCACUGCGCAUCGUUACCAACUUGUGCUCGCGAUGAAGUGUAAGGAUACACAAGCCGCCGCCACUGCACUCACGUCACUGGGACACGUUUACACCGCUAUUGGUGAUUAUCCCAAUGCCUUGGCCAGCCACAAGCAAUGUGUGCAACUGGUGAAACAGAUCGGGGAUCGUUUGCAGGAAGCACGUGAGAUCGGCAAUGUCGGCGCCGUUUACUUAGCAAUGGGUGAAUUCGAUUCUGCCGUCGAUUGUCACACACAACAUUUACGUCUCGCGCGCAAAUUAGGCCACCAAGUGGAGGAGGCGCGUGCUUACUCCAAUCUCGGUUCAAGUCAUCAUUAUCGACGUAAUUUCGCGCAAGCAAUCACAUUUCAUGAGCAAGUGUUGCGCAUCUCAAAGCAACUGGGUGAUCGCAAUAUUGAGGCGCGCGCAUAUGCAGGGUUAGGACACGCAGCACGUUGCGCUGGCGACUGCGUGCAAGCGAAGAAGUGGCAUGAGAAGCAACUAGAAAUGGCACUAGCUGCGCGUGACAAAGUGGGAGAAGGCCGCGCAUGUUCCAAUUUGGGUAUUGUCUAUCAACUACUGGGAGAACACGACGCCGCGCUUAAGUUGCAUCAGGCACAUCUAACAAUUGCGCGGCAGUUGCAUGAUCGCGCCGGUAUGGGUCGCGCUUAUGGGAAUAUUGGCAAUGCUUACUCCGCCGCUGGACUCUAUGAAGCGGCCAUCAAAUAUCACAAGCAAGAAUUGACGAUCAGUAAGGAGGUGCACGAUCGCAGCGCUGAAGCAUCCACACAUGGCAAUCUCGCCGUUGCAUACCAAGCUUUGGGUGCACACGAUAUGGCGCUGAUGCAUUACCGCGCUCAUUUGAAUAUUGCGCGUGAACUAAAGGACACUGCGGGGGAAGCCUGCGCCCUACUUAAUUUGGGCAAUUGCUUCAGUUCACGUCAAGAGUUCGCUCAGGCGGUGCCCUACUAUGAACAGUAUUUAAUGCUCUCGCAGGAAUUGGGCGAUGUGGCAGCCGAGGGUAAGGCAUGUCACUUUCUGGGCUAUGUCCACUACUGCAUUGGCAAUUAUCGUGAGGCAGUGCGUUACUACGACCAAGACUUAGCGUUGGCGAAGGAUUUGCAGGAUAAAAUAAAUAUGGGACGCGCUUAUUGUAAUUUGGGUCUAGCGCAUUUGGCCUUAGGCAAUACGCAAGCUGCUUUGGAAUGUCAAAAAUAUUUCCUUGCGGUGGCGCACAUGACAAAUCAUCUGCCAGGCAAAUUUCGCGCACUCGGCAAUAUCGGUGACAUAUUAGUACGCACGGCGGAGCAUGAGGAGGCAGUUAAAAUGUAUCAGCGUCAACUUACACUUGCGCGACAUGCACGCGAACGGCCACUAGAAGCCGCUGCAUGUGGUGCCCUAGGCUUGGCUCAUCGACUCAUCAAGAAAUUCGAUAAAGCGCUCGGCUAUCAUACACAAGAGUUGGCGCUACGGCAGGAAAUGUCCGAUAUGCCUGGUGAAUGCAAAGCGCAUGGCCACUUGGGUGCCGUACACAUGGCGCUAGGUAACUAUCAGCACGCGGUCAAGUGUUAUCAGGACCAACUAGGGCGUGCGCAAGAACUCCAGGACUCUGGCAUCGAAGCGCAGUCUUACGGCAAUCUAGGCAUUGCCAAGCUUAACAUGGGUCUUUACGAAGAUGCCAUCGGCUAUUUGGAGCAACAAUUGGGCACACUGGAACGCGUUAAUAUGCCGACCACACAGCAUGAUCGCGCGCGUGCACUGGGUCAUCUGGGCGACUGCUACGAUGCCUUGGGGGACUUUGAGGAGGGCAUUAAGUGCCAUGAACGUCAUUUACAACUCGCUACUGCACUGCAAAGCUAUCGCGAUCAGGAACGCGCUUAUCGUGGACUCGGGCAUAGUCAUCGCGCGCUUGGUAAUCUGCAAGAAGCGCUUGUAUGUUUAGAGAAGCGACUGGUUGUGGCGCACGAACUUGGUAGUCCUGAAGUGAAAGCUGUUGCAUAUGGUGAUUUAGGAAAUAUACACUCAGCGUUAGGUAACUACGAACAGGCUGUCAACUGUCUAGAACAUCAGCAAGAAAUCGCACGUGAGCUGGGCGAUCGCGCUUUAGUUUCGGAUGCCACUAGCGCCUUGGGUAAUGUCUAUCAACGUAUGAGUGAUGCUGAUGGCGCUCUACGUUUGCAUAAAAUGGAUUUAGAAAUGUGUGAACACUUGGGCGCUGGUGCCUUACAAGCGCGUGCUUGUGGAAAUUUGGGCGCAGUUUACGAAUCUAUACGCAGCUUUGUCGAUGCGGUAAAGUUCUAUGAGAAGCAACUGUCGCUGACAGCAGAUCGGCUCAGCAAAGCAUAUGCUUGCGGUUCUCUUGGACGUGUUUUCCAUCAAAUGGGUCAGCAUACACAAGCUAUUAACUAUCUGCGUCAGGGUCUGUCGAUCGCGCAAUCUAUCAACAAAUCGGAAGAGGAGGCCAAAAUAAGAUAUCAACUCGGUCUUGCUCUACGCGCUUCCGAUGACAAUGAAGACGCGCGCACCCAAAUGGAAACUGCCGCACAGCUGCUGGAGUCCGUGCGUUAUGAUCAACGCAGUCCAGAAGGUCGUACUACACUUUUCGAUCUGCAAACGUCUUGUUAUCACAUCCUACAACAAAUACUUGUCGCUACACAACGUAAUGAAGAUGCCUUGGUGGCCGCUGAACGCUGCAAAGCGCGUACCAGUCCAGACACGAACAGUAUCUCUCGUAAAACAACCAUUACUUGCAGCGAGUCAAUCUAUGACAUUGUUAAUCGCACCAAAACCAACGUGCUAUACUUUAGUUUGGCUGGCGAUGAGCUCUACGCUUGGUUCCUCCAGCCACAGAAAGGAAUUGUGCGUUUCCAUGUCGUGCACAUAAAUGAAGAGACUCUUAAGAUAUCCACUGAGAAGCUUACAGAGCACUCUAAGAAUACACAGCGAAAAGGUAGUCUCCUGGAACGCUACAUAAACAUGGUACGCGAUAAUUUAGGCGUCAACUCAGAUAGUGUUCUACUCGAAGGCGAUGGUAGUGGAUGGCGCUCGAGUUCCGAAAAUCUACUCGAUGAUUUUACCAACGAACGUAGCGGUUUUCUGCGUAUGGUCAAUCGUAACCAUUUAAUGAAUUCGUCCAACUACUCACUGAGUUCUUUAUUCAGUUUGGGCUCAGUUGGUGGUUCAGUUGCAAGUCUACAAGGCUCUACACGAUCCAUAGGAAGUCUACAGGGUUCUACACGCUCACGUCGUGCACCCACUUUGCCCGCAUGGCAGGGUCCCACUUGUUUGCAUACACUCUAUAAUCUACUGUUGGAACCAUUCGACGAUUUGCUACCAUCAGGUUGUUCAGUUUCCCGACAAGGACGAAAGGAGCUUAUUUUGGUGUUGGAAAAUGAACUUUACUUAGUGCCAUUCGCCAUAUUACGCAGCUCCAAAGAAGACGGCGAAUACUUGUCGGAACGCUGUUCCAUAAUUACGAUACCCUCAUUACAAUCGCUGCGUUUGAAAAGUAAAAUCUUACGCACUCGCGAACUAACAGAAAAUCUUAGCACCGCUUUAGUAGUCGGGGGUCCACGCAUACCUUCCGUACUUUCCGAAACCUGGGGUUGGUCCGAGUCACCUGCUUCGUUGCAAGAAGCCGCUAUGGUUGCUGAUAUGCUACAAGCAAAGGCCAUUGCGGGUUGUAAUGCGACCAAAGAAGCAGUUAUAUCCGAGCUGCCGACCGCAGAAUGCGUGCACUUUGCCGCUAAUCUCAGCUGGAAACUGGGAGCGGUGGUGUUAAGUCCAGGCGAUGUCGUAGAUUCGCAAACGCAGAAACGUUAUUAUCAAUCCACGGCCAGUGGUGGCGCCCAGGAGGAAGAAACUAAUGAGCUUUCUGGUGGCAAUAUAGAGUUGCCACAGCUCUCCGACUUUAUACUGUCCGCAGCUGACGUGUUAACUAUGAAACUCAACGCCAAGCUGGUUGUGCUGAGCUCUUAUCACUCGAUCGAACCAAUUACCGGUGCAGGUGUUGCCAACUUGGCAGGUAGUUGGCUAUGUGCUGGUGCGGGUGCCGUACUUAUAUCUCUGUGGCCUGUGCCAGAGACAGCUGCCAAAAUACUCCUGCGUGCGUUUUACUCCGCACUCUUACAAGGGGCACGUGCCGCUAGAGCUCUCGCCGAAGCCAUGCAGACCGUCCAACACACAAAACAUUUUGCUCAUCCGGCUAACUGGGCUGGGUUCCUUCUAAUUGGUGGUAAUGUGCGACUCUCCAACAAAGUUGCCAUGAUGGGAAAUGCACUGUGUGAAUUAAUGCGUACGCCCGAUAAAUGCCGUGAUGCUCUACGCGUCUGCUUACAUCUGGUUGAAAAGAGCUUACAACGCAUACAUCGCGGUCAAAAGAAUGCAAUGUACACAACACAGAAGAGCAUCGAGAAUAAGGCUGGACCGGUGGGUGGUUGGAAGGAUCUACUGAUGGCAGUAGGUUUUCGCUUUGAGCCUGCCGCUAAUGGUAUACCAUCAAGUGUUUUCUUCCCACAAUCCGAUCCGGAAGAUCGUCUUUCACAAUGUUCCGCAAGCCUGCAGGCAUUAUUGGCACUAACGCCGCUCACUUUACAAGCGUUAGCGAAGUUGGUCAAUAGCGCCGAUGUGGCAGAUGAUAUUAUUACACUGAUCAGAAAUGUUUUGGCACAAUUUCCACCCAAAGGCGCCGCCGAAACGGAGGCCUGCAUAGAGAUACCAUUAAGUGUGCGUCUAUGGCGCGUUGCCGGUUGUCACGAGCUUUUAGCAUCCAUUGGUUUUGAUCUCACAGAGGUUGGUCAGGACCAGGUAACACUACGUACAGGCAAACAGGCGAACCGACGUAACUGUCAAUUCGUAUUGCAGGCUUUAUUGGCACUAUUUGACACCCAAGAGGCACCGAAGAGCCUAGGUUUGGACUCGUCCAGCAGUUGUGAGUCGCUUGCUGAUGAAACACAUGCCGAUUUACAAGUUUCUGUAUCUAAUCCCGCACUCGCGUUAACAUCCACUCCUACAGCGACUACAUCCCAUCUCUCGACAGAUACCAGUAAGCCCUUGGGACUUGGUUUACCAUUGCCGCCACUUAAUCGUACGCGCGUGAUCAGCAGCAGCGGCAGCGCGUUUAUAUCAUAUGUACGCCGACGCGGUGAACCUGAUGGUGGACGUACCGAUACCGAAUCAAUACCAAGCGCAGCAGACAGUGCUGGUUCAGCCCUCUAUCCCACACAGGAUUCUAGCUUGGCCAACACUACCGACAGCGAACUUUCAGAUGGCUACAUCUCGCAAGCGCAUAUUAACAAGACCACAGGACCACGUUUAGGUUAUUCCAGCUUGCGUGCGCCAGUACGUGUGUCACGUCCUGGUGGUGGUGGUGAAAGUGAUGCCGCGUUUACGCCUAGUCCUCCAGUGACUACUCAAAACCCAGUGGAGCAGAAUGUCUCCAUGGCGUUAGCUCAUCAAACUCGUAUACGUAACCUUUAUUCAAGCGCAGGUAUGAACUAUCUAGGUGAUAGUGUCAUACCAGAAAUGAGUGUUGUCCCGAGUGGCAUUUCCCGACGUCCAGACAGCUCCAGCUCGGCUAGUUCCACCACUGAUUGGGAAAUAUCGGGUCAUGCAACGGUCUUACGCCGUAACAACCAACCGCCACCGCAUCCUGGUCACAUGCCACCACUACCACCACCUAGACAAAACCUACCGUUGGUCGACAGUUUACGGCCGGUACCACCAAUGGCACCUGUCUACAACAACCUCGGUCCCACCACAUCGUUGGGCGGCCCAACCAUGUUAUCAGCUAACUUAGAGUCUACAAGUUCUGAAUCGGAAAUAGAACGUGGACUUGAAUUAGCUCAAACACCGAUGUCACACUUUCGGCUUAAACCUAAAAUUAAACUGGGUAACGCACAGUCAUCGGUGGCUGCACGUCUUAGCAAAGAACAUGCACUUUUCAUGGAUCGACUCAAUAUACGUUCAGAAGCUCCCACUAAUAUGAAUGUGAAUCAUCAAGGUGCUUCUGGCACAGCCGGCGCACUAGCUGGUAGUCGCAAGCCUUUAAGUCUGCCUGAAGAAGACGACAAUGCGCUCAUUGUAAACGCAUCGAAUCUAUACUUCUCACAAGCCGACACAGAGCUGCUGAAUGAGGCAAAGAAGGACCUCAAAUCAGCAGCAACCAAUGCUACGACGGCGAUAAAUAGUCAAAGUGUCGCAUCCAAAGAGGCGAGCAAAGUGAAUCAGAAGAGCAUACAAGACUCGAUAAUGCGACAUAUGAAUCGUGAAACACCCACCAUCUCUGAGGUAUAUCACGAACGUAAUCUGGGUCUAGGCCUAGCGCCACCACUCUCUAAAUUACUGCUGAGCAAAAACUACGAUGACGAGCCCAGUGUGAGUAGCAGCAGCAGCAAACUCAGUAACACCUGCACCAUAAAGAGCAUUGUUGAUGCUGUCAAUGAACUGGAACUCAGCGGCACCUCCUCCUCAUCGUCAGUCAGCACGGCUAAUACGAAAACAAUGAAUAUACCACCACACAACGCAGCAAAUAGCAACAACAACCCCACUAUUGUCAGCAGCAACAGCUGUGGCGCUACUAACCCAAGCAGCAGUAACAACAAUGGAAGCAUGCACAAUACCGCCGCAUCCACAAAAGAAACUUGCUCCAUAUGCGGUGAACCGGCAGACAUAAUUUGUCGGUGCAAAGCUGCCACUGUGCAAAAGAAAGGCACACUCAAACCCUGGCUAAGCAAUGUACCCUCGAGUAUAGUAAAAGCAAGUGAACUGACCACAGCCGACAUAUUGGAACGACAGCAUAAGAUCAAAAUGAAUGUGGGUACGAUCAAAACGAAAUCUGAAGUCGUGACGAGUAUGACUAUGACAAAUGUUAAACGCGCCAGCAGUCCAUUCAACGAGUACUGUCGACGGGACGAAGGAGAUGGCAGAUCCGUAGCGGACUCACAAUGUAGCAGUACUUACAAAACUGCGGCGGCUGUAUUGGGUAAUAAUGGUAAUGCGAAUAGUAAUGGAAAUAGCAAUGGAAAUGGUGGUGUAGUGAUUAGCAAGGAUGGCACGAAAAGUGCAACACAAACCGGAGGAAAUACUAUGUUGGGUAGAAAGAUGUGAAAAAAUAUGGACAAUAGAAUCGGGUCUACCUAAACUGUAUUAAUUUAAGGUUCAAGAAGUGGCGGUACUCGAAAAAUGUAAUCAAAAUAUUGAGACUAAUAUAAAUUGGAGGUAUUGCAGAUAUCUCCACAGUUAAAACACUGUAAAAGAGACUGCAA